Ipomoea triloba (trilobed morning glory) is the source of this 2476-nucleotide messenger RNA. RefSeq lists its product as uncharacterized. NCBI's taxonomy places the organism in Eukaryota, Viridiplantae, Streptophyta, Magnoliopsida, Solanales, Convolvulaceae. Bases 172 to 2475 code for a protein of 767 amino acids. Gene Ontology annotation, molecular function: RNA binding. The record is from RefSeq and is a predicted model, not a curated record. The transcript is spliced from 6 exons.
AGUAAUUUGCCGAUUCGGGUUGCACCAAUAGACGUUCAGUCAUGACAUUAUUAUCAUAGCAGUCUUAAGUCUUGACUAAUGAAGGGCAAUUCAGUAAACACACCGAACACCUUCUUCUUCACUUAAACCUCCGUAAAACCCACUGUCUUUGUCUCAAAGGAGUAAGCAAAAAUGGCAAUUUCUCAUCUCCUUCAGCUCAAAUCAGCCUCACGUAUCAACAGAAUAGGAAUUUUAAGAUCUAGAAUACUUUACUCUUCAUUGCCCUCUGAUGGCAACAGCGAGAAGAAUCCACAACCGAAGAAAUCAGACCUGGCAAAGCAGCAAAAAGCCCAAGCCGUGGAGUCAUUUGUCAAGAAGUAUAUGAAGGAAAACCAAGGUAUGUUUCCGAAACCAAUCCACGUGCAGAACGAAGUGGGUGGUUCGUGGCAUAAUUUGAAGGGAAUGCUUGAGAUCGUCAAGGAUAAAAUGAUGGGAAAUUUUGAUAAAAGGAAUAGCUCUGGUGCUUUUACCUCCACUUCUGAUCCUGAAGUUUCCAGUGAUAUUCUGUCUCAUAAAGUUGAUAAUAGCGGUGAUGAACCUCAAGUUCAUGAGCGAGCAGUUCAAGAAGGUACUAAAACCGUUUCUAAUAAUGAUGAACAUGCUAACCCGACAAUGCCUAGUCUGGAUGGGCAAUCUUCCUCACAGAUAUUUCAAAGUUUAGUGAAAAAAUUUCAGAAUUCUAAAAUAGCAAGGAAGGAAAGUAAUCAGACAACGACAAGUGAGGAAACAUUAUCAGACAUUGUUUCGAUGCCAAGUGAAGGAACAAUAGAAUUGCAGGACCUUGUUGUGAAUAAAUCAGGUUACAGUGGAUACCAGAACUUUUCGCCUGAAGAUAACCCUUUCAGCCUAAGUACAUAUACAGAGACCGAAAGGGAUAAACAGUUUUUGCUGUCUGAUAAUGCUCAUGAGACGAAACAGUUAAAGCAUCACCUUGUCGACAGCAUAAAGGAUCAAACAGCAGAAAGGAUUGCCAAUUCGAUUAGUGAUGCAUAUAUACCUAGUUUUCAUCAGCAAUCAAGUGAACCUUCCGGGGAUACUGAUGUUCUAAGUUCUGAUAUAGAGGGCUUAAUUGAAUGUGUUAAGUCACUUCCUCAGCCGCCUAUUGGUAGACCUCAGGAAACUAUAAAUUUUAACAAGAGUGAUCAUAGUAGUAGUAGAACGACAAGUACAGGCAUCAAACAACCAGGUAACAUGCAAGAAUUUGAGAAGAAAGAAAUAUCCAUAUCUUCCAUGCUUGAUCUAGAAGGUCCAUCACUGGUCAAUAUACCAAAAUCUGAGAAGAAAGCAGGAAGCACAGCUUCUCUCAAUUACCCCUCCAUGGUUGAAAAGAAUGGCAUAGAAAGUCCAUUCACGGAACUUCUUGGAAAUCUGAAUAUCGAGGAUCAGGAAACAAGUUGUUCUGCUGCCCUUCACUGCAACAAAUCAAAUGUACAAACACAAGUUCUACCUCUGAGAGACAAUUGUAAUCUGAUUAAGACACUGAAUGCAACUUCUUUUCUGAAGGAGUCUGAUCAAAACAAAGUGAUAGUGAGGUUUUUGCCGAGAAUGGUUGUAUCUGAAGACAUCAUUGGUGCCUUCAAGGAUUAUGGGGAUAUUUCAAAGGUUAAAAUUCGCAGUACUGAAGGUUCUUUCUUUAAGGCUGCCUACGUUUAUUUCAAGUCAGAUGAAGGAAAGAAAAAAGCACUUGAAGGAACUGAUGUGAAUGUGAGAAAUCAAACAGUAACUGUGGAGGAAGCUUUUUCCUUGAAGGAUGUGACAAAGACAUACAUUCCUAAUUUAAUCGGCCUCCCAGAUGUUCCCGCUGCCCUAGUAAAGAAUCCUAAGCGGACAGUUCUGAUUAAGAAUUUGGCUCGUGAUAUAAGGUCUCAUCAUAUUGAAAACGCUCUUUAUUUCUGUAAAAGCAAGAUAUCUCGAUUUUUCUUGGGUUCAUCGAGUUCUGUUGCUUAUGUGGAAUUUGAGACAGAAGAGGGUAAAGAAAAUGCUCUUACAAGACACUCGAUCAAUGUACUGGGAAGGAGAUUACUAAUCUUUAGAGUGGAUGUACCGAGAACUACAGUUGUAAGAAUUUCAAACGUGCUCUGCAUACCAAUUAAAAAACUGAUCCUCCUUUGCAAAUCCUUUGGAAAACUCAGGCGCGUUUUGCAUAGAAAUGGAAACAUAAUGGAUGUGCACUUCAGGCUUGCUGAAUGGCCCAACAUGGCAACAAUUUUAAACAGACUGAACGGGUCUCAAAUAGAUGGUCAGCGGAUAGUAGCUCAACCGGCACCUGUGUAUCCCCCAGAUGUUCUUCUCGCUCUAUGGAGCCAGCCAGAAGGGAGACAACAUUUAAGAAGCUCAGUUCACAAUCUGCUUAUAAAGCUCAGGGAAAACGAUCCAAGUGAAGCUGGAACUAAAGUACUCGUAAACAGUCUUUUAGAAGACACAGUAGAAAUCUAAA